GUUAAGGAGUGCAGUAACCGUUGUAGAUUUGCAUAACUAUAUUGCCGUGUUUGGUCCCUGUCUAAGUUACAAUAAAUUGCCGUCCACUUGGAACAUAUCCGUAUGCGAUUAUUUAAAGCAGCAGUUGAAUAUACUUCGAGCUGCAGACUCACAGCAGAGUUCAAGUAACUAUGUUAGCUAUUUGGAACUACAUAACGAUUAUGAAGAUAUUUUAAAUGAUAAGAAAGGAAACACAACCACGACGGCUAGUAACUCCAUGCAAGGGAACAUAAAUUCGAAUAACAUAAAUUCGCAACUAUCCAUGAAGGGGAGUAGUAUACGUAUGAAUUCUGCCAACAGUACGAGUAAUGUGAGCGGAAAUGUAAGUGCAAAUGUCAGCGGAAAGGCUAGUGGAAAUGCCACGGGACAUAUCAGUAUGAAUACAGAAGGGGGAAAUCUAGGAUGUUUUACACUAGGUGAUCAUGAAGAUAACAACAUUGUAGAGGAUUAUUAUGACUGUCUUAUGAGGACCAAGUUAUCAGAUGAUUCCCCGAAUUGUCUAAAAUAUAUGAUGAACUCGAAGAAUGAUUCCUUGAGCAAUACGGAAGUGGAAAAUGUUAUUUCUUACUUGAAAAAGUAUGAAGUGAAGGCGAAUAAAAAUUAUUGCAGUUUGGAGGAAGAGUUGAAAUAUAGUAAAGAUUCAGAUUUUGAAUACCAGGAGGAUUACCUAAAGGAUAAGACUUUGUACGACUCUGAUUUGGAUGAUAAUAAUUUAUUUGAUAGCAACCUGAUAAGCAGCAACAGGAAUAUGAACGACAGCAGUAGCAGCAUGAUGAAUGUGAAUUUGAGCGUUCCGAAUAGUGGUACGGCAAACAACAAUAACAGCAAUAAUUUGAGUACCAAGAAUUAUAAUAUGAAAUAUGAUUCUGUGAAGAAGAAUAACAACGAUGUUAUGAACACAUGGGCAAGAGCAUGUACGGAGGGACAUCCUGAAUAUCUACCUAGAAUUCCUGGGGUUCGAUUCAAUCCGAAGAAACAACAAUGGCUAGCUGCUUGGAAUGAUAACACGAGGGAGAUUAGAAGGUACUUCUCCGUUAAACAGUACGGUUUUGAACAAGCCAGAAUUUUAGCCGUGAAAGCUAGACAAGAAGCUGAGAAGGCAGGCGCUAGAUGCAAACCUAUGUUCCAUGUGCAUGGAAGGAAGGCAAUGGAAAAUGCAGUAAACGAUGUUAUGAAGAAUAACAAUGAUAUGGUGAUGGAAGAUGGCACCAUGGGGAAUAACAACGCAGGAGGAAACAACAACAUUGGAGGUAGUAGCGUGGGUGGCAAUAUGGGCAUGAUGAACAGUAGCGGAAACAAUGCAACCCACGCAGGCACGAACGUAGCGAUGAACAGUGGAGGCAUGUCCGCAGGAGGAACACACGAACAUAUGAAUAAGAAAGAUUUAUUGAAAAAUGAAAAUAACAAAGGAAUUAAGCGAGGAAGAGGGAGACCUCCUAAGAGGAAAUUGAGCGAAGAUUCGCAACUCUCACUAGACGAUAUGGAACAGACUCUAUGUAAGAAUGGAGAAAACGCAGAAUUGAUGGAAGCUAUGGAUUCUUUUGAUAAAAACUGUACCAGACCGAUGAAGGGAGUAUCCUACAAUGAUCGAAAGGGUUCUUGGCUAGCCUAUUGGUCCAUAGGGAAAAAUUUCCAGAUGAGAAGAUUCCCCAUAAAAAAAUUAGGUUUUGAAAAGGCAAAGGAGCUAGCCAUUCAGUGCAGAUUAGAAGCAGAACAAGCAGGAGCGACAACCACGGAAAAUAGAACCAAAAGGAUUCGAAACUUGCUAACCAUGAAUUCGGAAAAUACGAUGGAUGUAAUGAUGGACAUGAAUUCUCUGGACGCGGAAGAUAACCUAAAUGACACGAAUAAAAAUCUGAAUGGAAAUAUGAUCAUGUCACAGAUGCAUUACUAUAAUGCACACGGAAUAAACAACAAUAAUAAUAUGCACCCAAAUAAAAUGCCACAUAGCGAUUGCCAAGAAAGCGAGAAUGAUUAUUCGCCUACGAAGAGGACAAGGGCACCCAGAGGAAGAAGAAUGGAAAGCCUAACUGCACGUGCUAGUGCUUUGACCCCAGUAGAAGGAGUUCGAUUCGACCCAUAUUCCUAUUCCUGGUUCGCCAAAUAUCUUGAAAAUGAGAAUUCCAAAGAACCCAAAAUAUCGAAAUACCUUCUAAAAAAAUGGGGGUUCAAUAAGGCACACAGUUUGGCUGUCCAUACGGUAAAGUGCGCCUACAAAGCUGUGCCCUUUACAGACGAGGAGCUGAUUAACAUAUUUAAUGUAGACUCGAAAAACCUCGUAAAUAAUCAGAACAGCUUGAUGAAUUUGGCAUUUAAGGACUCGUUCGGGGAUAACGCAGGGGCUAAUGGGAAUGCUUACAACGCCAACAACUAUGGUGCAAUGGGAGUCUCGAGUUCGACGAAUGGCGCACUUAUGGGCAACAUGGGGUACAUGAAUGGUACCAUGGGCGGGAGCGUUGGCAUGGACCAUGUUGUGAAUGGCAUGGCUAUUAGCGGUGUUGGCGCAGUUAGUGGCGGCAACUUCGCGCAGAACAUGGGCGCCUACAAAGGAGGCGUGAACACGCACGGCAUCAUGAACAACAUAGGCAGCAGCGGUACGGAGAAAAACGCAGACAUGAGCAACGUGAAUGACGAGGAAACGACUAUCGGGAAUGGAAGUAGCAACAAUGCUAAAAACAUACUGAGCAAUAUGGAUAAUGCGAACGGCAUGCUAAACGUCGACGGAGCCAGCAAAAUGAAUGCUGCUAGCAAAAUGGGCAUAAUGAACAACUGCACGUAUAACUACAAUAGUGGGAGUAGUGCCAUAAACGACAGCGCAGCGGGAGCAGGAGGAGCUAGCCAAAAUAAUUACCACCACGGGGGGUUAUUACCCAACAACGGAAUCAUUGUCGGUAGCAGCUUAGGUGAGAACAAUGUGAACGGCUCAUCAUCAUCCAUCAAAGGAAAUACAACUAUCGCAAAUGGUGUAAACGUAUAUAUGAAUGAACAAAUUGGGUUAAAUGCAAACUACAACGGGGAAAGUUACCCCUCGGGGGAUGUGUUAGUUGCCCCGGGUGCGUCUUCAGCAAUGUUGGACGAUGAAAAUUCAAAGGUGUUAAACAAAGCACACCUAAUGGAUAGCAGUAACGGUGCAGGAAAUAAAGGCAGUGGGAAUGUCAUACAGAAUAGUACUGUAGAUAAUUAUAUAAUGGUUAACGAGUGUGUGUUAAAUAAUAGCAACAGAAAGGUGAGUGGUGCUCAUGUUGGCAACAAGACGAUGGGUGCAGGUGGAGCAGCAGCGUAUGGCCAUCACCAUAUGGAUGACCCAGCUGUAGUGGGUGGUGUAGUACGACUGAACGAAAUGCACAUGAAUGCAGAGAAUGACAUGAACACGAAUCCAGCAAAUAUCCAAUACGGCAUUGCAUCUACGGGUUCUAAUAUGAACAUGAAUUCUGAACCGGUCAUGAAUAAAGGCAUGAUCAACAACAGCGCCAGUGGCAGCGUAAAUCUAGGAACGAACAACAAUGACAAUAAUAGUAAUAUCCUGGAGGGGCGUGAUGUAAUGGACAACAGCAGAGUUGUGGAGCAUCCCCUGGAGCAAAGGAAGUUUGUAAAUAUUAUGAACGAUUCAGGCAACAUUGAUAACGGUGUCAACAGUGAAAAUGGCGUGAAUAGUAGCUAUGCUAAUAAUAGCCCGUAUGGCCCAAACGCAGGUGCCAAUUUUAACUCAUACGACGGUGAAAACGCGGGAACGUCCAAUAUGAUUGGCUCUAAUGCAAAUGAGCUGAAUGAGUCCUCCAUGUAUUACAUGAACGUGAAGCCAGAGAUAAAGACGGAGCAGUGA
Messenger RNA from Plasmodium cynomolgi strain B, 3862 nucleotides. RefSeq names its product asparagine-rich antigen. The transcript has a single exon. Gene Ontology annotation, biological process: regulation of DNA-templated transcription. NCBI's taxonomy places the organism in Eukaryota, Apicomplexa, Aconoidasida, Haemosporida, Plasmodiidae. The record is from RefSeq and is a predicted model, not a curated record. Gene Ontology annotation, molecular function: DNA-binding transcription factor activity. The annotation marks the transcript as partial.